GACAACAUGGCAGCCUCUAUCAAACUCUUUUUAUCCACCAUCUCAUUCAUCUGUCUAGUGCUCACUGAGAGUUUGGUUGAUGCAGCUUUCGUGGAGACUCCAGAACCAGCCUAUGAUUAUAUCAUUGUUGGAGGAGGGUCUGCUGGCUGUGUGUUGGCCGGCAGGUUGUCUGAAGACGAUGACGUCACUGUGUUAUUGUUGGAGGCAGGAGGCAACGACAAGGGGAACCCUAACAUCACGACCCCCGGGCUGACACUGCUCAACUUGCGGAGUUCUGUAGACUGGGUUUACUACACAGAGCCUCAGCCUGGCAUCAUGGAAGGGUUUGAGAACAACCGUUCAUAUUGGCCUCGUGGUAAAGUUCUAGGAGGUAGCAGCAGUAUAAACUUAAUGCAGUGGGUCCGUGGUUCAAGACACGACUACAACAGGUGGGCUGAUUACCUGGGAACCACUGACUGGGACUACAGACAAGUCUUGCCUUACUUCAAGAAAUCUGAGGACAUGUUGAUUCCUGAACUGACAGAUUCUGACUACCACAACCAAAAUGGCCCCGUUCCAGUUUCAAGAUUUUCCAACCAGCCAAUCGUAGAGGAGAUUAUCGAAGCGGCAAACACUGUUGGAUACACUUAUAAUAAAGACUACAAUGGCGAAACUAUGCCGGGUAUCUCCUAUACCCAGGCCAACGCCAAAAAUAGCCAGAGGUGGUCAACAAGUAGAGCGUAUGUCCAUCCUGUUCUUGACAGGUCAAACCUCCAUGUGUCGUUGAAUUCUUCUGUUACUAAAGUAAACAUACGACAGCAGAGAGCGCGGGGUGUGGUAUUUGUUAAAGAUGGCGUCCAGCACUCCAUCAGAGCCAGACGUGAGGUCAUCCUGUCUGCUGGGACCAUCGGCUCUCCACAGAUUCUCAUGUUGUCUGGGGUCGGGCCUAAGAAACAUCUGGAAAGUUUGAAGAUCCCUGUACUAGCUGACCUGCCUGUUGGAGAAAAUCUACAAGAUCACAUGUCUUUUGACGUUGGUGUUAAGAUCAAUGAACCGUUAAGUGUUGAUCCUGCAAGUCUCGGAACUCCGCAAGUCUUUCAACAAUACAUAGUCAACGGCACAGGUCCACUGGCAUCCACACUUGGAGAAGCUAUGUAAUUUAAAAGUUUUUAUCGAAGAGGGUUAUACAGGGACUGGCCAGACCUGCAAAUUCUAUUUCUAAGUAUUCUUUCUGGAACCAACAGGAACGUGUUUGGAUACAACUCACAAGUGAGAGCUGAUAUGUCCAAAAGAGACACAGCUAAGUUCGGAUUCUCAUGUUUUCCUGUAAUGUUACAUCCGGCCAGUCGAGGAAAAAUCACCUUACGGUCAGCAAACCCUUUCACUUACCCGAAAAUAGAAGCCAAUUACUUAGCUGAACCAGAGGACGUGGAGACUUUGAUUAAAGGAAUCCGUGAAUGUCACAACCUGGUCAACACGCCAACAAUGAAAGCUAUCGGAGCUGAGUUGACUGAGGACACGCCAGCCUCGCAAUGUGCACAACACAGGUUCGGAUCCCACAAGUACUGG
This is a messenger RNA of Physella acuta, 1548 nucleotides long. Its product is annotated as choline dehydrogenase, mitochondrial. The record is from RefSeq and is a predicted model, not a curated record. NCBI's taxonomy places the organism in Eukaryota, Metazoa, Mollusca, Gastropoda, Physidae. Gene Ontology annotation, molecular function: flavin adenine dinucleotide binding; oxidoreductase activity, acting on CH-OH group of donors.